AUGGCCCACGAUUAUUUGAGUGACUCUAAAAAUCCUUUUUUUUCUCUGGAAGAUGACAUUGACGACGAGACAUUUUUACAGAGCGCACCUACAAGGUCCAUCUCCAGCAACAAUCCGUUUGUUAAUUUUGAUAAUAACAUUGAGCAGCAACAUCAGCAGAUCCUGGAGCGAAAAAAAGCCGUCGAGGAACGGACGAUAAAGUCAUCUGAAAGAUCAAUGACAUUGUUAAGAGAUUCUGAGCAGAUUGGAGCAGCGACUGCAGAGCAGCUCGAGAGAACUGAAAAAAGACUUGAUGACAUAAACAGCACGCUGAGAUUCAGUCAGAAGCACAUCCAAGGCAUAAAGAGUGUCUUUGGCAGUUUAAAAAAUUACCUGAGCGGCAAGUCCGUGGAUUCUCCUACGCCAACUGUCGGUGGAAAGUUUUCCGAGUCGGAGUACUCUGGACCCGGCAGCAGUGUGCUGAGCAACACCAUCGAGCAGUCCAGAGUAAGCUUAGCGGAGCAGCAUCCCUCGCUGCAGCGAAGAGGACUCCUGGGUGGUGACAGCUUCGAUGAUGACAAUGGCGGGAGUCAGUACAAAUCUCAGAACUCCAAUGUCAGCAAGAUCUUGGAGCGCAAUCUUGAUGAAAUGAGCGGAUCUUUAGCGAGACUCAAGGGCUUAGCCAUUGGUCUGUCCGAGGAAAUUGAUUCUCAGAAUGAUUUGAUUGAGAAUGUUAUGACCAAGACAGAUAAGGCUGACAUUAUGCUGGAGAGACAGAAUAAAGACAUGAGAAAUUUAUUGAAAAAAUAA
Cotesia congregata is the source of this 789-nucleotide messenger RNA. Lineage: Eukaryota; Metazoa; Arthropoda; Insecta; Hymenoptera; Braconidae. The record is from the annotation of a GenBank genome assembly.